UUGCCGUUGCUGCUAGCACAUCACCACAUCAGGAUGCUGAGAUCAGAAUGAUGGUAGCAAAGAGUGCUAUAGUUAUCGCAGUUGCUGAUGAUUUUUAUGAUAUGGAAGGCUCUCUUGAUGAUUUGGAAAGAAUCACAGACGCAGUUCAAAGAUGGGAUGCUAAGGGCUUGAGUGGCCACAGUAAGAUUAUCUUUGAUGCCCUUGACAGCCUUGUGAACGAAUUAGCAAGAAAAUACUUCCGGCAACACGGAACCGAUAUAACAAACAGUCUCCGAGAUAUAUGGAGUGAAACAUUUGCUUCCUGGUUUACGGAAGCUAAAUGGAGCAAAAGUGGAUUCAUACCUGCAGCUGAAGAGUAUCUUGAGACUGGCAUGAUCACAUCUAUUGCUUCACACAAUUCAAAAGCUUCAAACCGUAACACAUUUUCUCCAGUGUCUUACAGGGUAGAUUGAGCAAGGCAUGGCUAUUUCUGUAUGCCUAUAUCUCACAGCUGAAUUCGAUCUUCAACAAAAUGAUACGCCCUCAAACAUUUGUGGAGCUGUUUUCUCACAUAAAACAUCUGUAUGUUUUCUGGAGAUCCAUGGUGUGUUCGUCAUCUCUAAAAGUCGUCUUGUUUCCUUGAGAUGUUUUCUCGCAUCCAACAUCUAUAUAAAGGCUAGGCAUCCUUUUUGCUAAUCAAAACCAAGUUGAAAUAUGGCCAUUCAAAGCUACUUGUUGUUGAGCCUCCUGCUGGUUUUUGGCUCUUGUUUUAAUAGCCUAGCUGCUACCCAAGGUGACACAGCUUCAUUCAAUCGCAAGAGCUUUCCUCAAGAUUUUGUUUUUGGGGUAGCAUCAUCGGCAUACCAGUAUGAGGGCGCAGCAUUUGAAGAUGGAAAGGGACCAAGUAUAUGGGAUGAGUACACACAUAAAUUUCCAAGCAAGAUAUCAAAUGGCAGCAAUGGAGAUGUCGCCCUAGAUUCAUAUCAUCGGUACAAGGAGGAUGUUCAGAUUAUAAAAAAAAUGGGCUUUGAUUUCUACAGAUUCUCAAUCUCUUGGCCUAGAAUAUUGCCAAAAGGAAAAAAGUGCGGGGGUGUGAAUCAGAAAGGAAUUAAUUACUACAACAAUCUCAUCAAUGAACUCCUGGCCAAUGGCAUAAAACCAUUUGUCACCCUUUUCCACUGGGAUCUUCCACAGGCUUUAGAAGACGAGUAUGGAGGAUUUUUAAGUGAUAGAAUUGUGAAUGAUUAUCAAGACUAUGCGAAAAUUUGUUUCGAAAAUUUUGGAGAUCGAGUUAAACAUUGGAUCACAUUGAAUGAGCCAACCAUGUUUACCAUGCAAGGCUAUAUUGCGGGCAUGUUCCCACCAGGUAGGUGUUCUGCUUGGAUUGGAAAAAACUGCACCGGUGGAGAUUCAGGAGCAGAACCAUACAUGGUGUCGCACAACCAAAUCCUUGCUCAUGCUGCUGCUGUGAAACUGUACAGGACAAGGUUUCAGGCAAAACAAAAGGGCAAGAUAGGGAUUACAUUACAAACAAAUUGGUUUGUGCCAUUGUCUAAUGCUAAAGAAGACCUUGAGGCUGUCAGCCGAGCCCUCGAUUUCAAUCUUGGAUGGUUUAUGAGUCCAUUAACCAGUGGCGAAUAUCCAAGUUCAAUGAGAUCUCUUGUAGGAGAAAGAUUGCCCAAAUUCUCCAAGAAACAAGCUGGAUCUAUAAAGGGAUCAUUUGAUUUUAUUGGAUUGAAUUAUUAUUCUGCCAAUUAUGUGGCCCAUAAAUCUCAAUCUAAUGAUACACACCGAAGCUAUGAGACAGAUUCCCGUGUUGCUUCCUUCUUUGAACGUGAUGGAAUUCCCAUCGGUCCACAGGCAGGCUCAUUUUGGCUCCUCUUUUACCCAAGUGGACUUCAUGAUCUUUUGGUUUACAUAAAGAAGGCAUACAACGAUCCAGUUAUUUACAUCACCGAGAAUGGUGUUGACGAGACAGAUAACCCAAGAUUGCCCCUAAAGGAAGCCCUCAUUGACAACCAAAGGAUCGAUUAUUUCCAUCAGCAUCUUUCUUUUGUGCAAAAAGCCAUCAAGGAUGGUGUGAAGGUGAAAGGAUAUUUUGCUUGGUCGUUAAUGGAUGGCUUCGAGUGGGUAGUAGGAUACACAUCACGUUUCGGUCUGAAUUAUAUCGAUCAUAAAGAUGGACUCAAAAGACAUCCUAAGCUCUCAGCCCAAUGGUUCACGAAAUUUCUCAAGAAAUAGGCACGUACAUGGCCUCAGUUGAAAUCUCCACUGAUGAAUUGUAUUAAUUGUCUUCACAAGUGAGGCAUGAUGUAAUCCUUCAUUGUGUAUUUUGUUCUUAAAUAAAUCUGAAGUUAUGAGUAAGGAAUUAUUUUCCUUUCUCUUGCUGUUGAUAAUUUAUAUCUGAUCAGUGAAAAUCUCAAGUUGUUGGGCCCUCUCA
Messenger RNA from Populus trichocarpa (black cottonwood), 2419 nucleotides. RefSeq names its product beta-glucosidase 24. Gene Ontology annotation, molecular function: beta-glucosidase activity. The coding region runs from base 694 to 2220 and encodes 508 amino acids. NCBI's taxonomy places the organism in Eukaryota, Viridiplantae, Streptophyta, Magnoliopsida, Malpighiales, Salicaceae. Gene Ontology annotation, biological process: carbohydrate metabolic process. The transcript is spliced from 17 exons. The record is from RefSeq and is a predicted model, not a curated record.